AUGGUGACAACUGAGAAUGUUUCAUCAGAUAUUAAAAUCACCACCACGCCCAAUGAACUUUUAGAUCCCAAUAACAAUAUUUCCACACUAGAUAAAACAAAUCAUCAACGAAAUGAAUCGUCAUAUUCACAAAACUUUUCCUUUUUGCGAGAAUACGAUAUAGAUUCACCUUCUCAUAGAAAUAGCAUGUCCGAAGAUGAAAUUGACCAAGAAUUGCCGGACCCUUCAUUCUUAAAUGAAAUAGAUAACUUAGAACUACUACAGGGGACAUCAAAUGAUGAUUCUAGCACACCAACUAAUAACUACCAACUGAGCGAAGAGGAAAUAAAGAGCAAUAGAGAUAGUUUUGUCAAACCAACAAACCUGGAGACAGAUGAACAAAUCUUAAAGUCAGAUUAUGAUCGUUAUGGAUUUAAAAAGACGUCAUCGGUCACCGGGUUAACAUUAGACGAAUAUAAUGAAUGGUUUAAACUGUAUUCUCAAUAUUCUCAAACAAGAAAGAAGAAAUGGUUAAUUCUAAUGAAGAAUAAUGGAUUACACGUAAAUGAUUCAGAUACUGAAAGUUAUAACAACAACAACAACAACGUACCUACUCGAUUCCCACCUAGAUCAGAUAAAGUAAAGAAAAUGAUACGUCGAGGAAUACCACCAGAAUGGAGAGGAAAUGCAUGGUUCUUUUAUGCUGGUGGAUAUGAAAAACUAAGUAAAAAUGUCGGAACUUAUGAAAAAAUCGUUAAGGCCACUUACAAUGUGAAAACCAAGGAUACUGAAGUUAUUGAAAGAGAUUUAAAUCGAACUUUUCCUGAUAAUAUAUAUUUCAAUUCAUCAAUCAAAGGUAUUUUUUCAUCAAUGGAAACUUUACAACAAGAAAAGGAGCAUGAAACAUUGUUGAUCAAAUCAUUAAGAAGAGUAUUAGUUGCCUUUGCACAGCAUCAACCACAAAUAGGAUAUUGUCAAUCAUUAAAUUUUUUGGCUGGUCUCUUAUUAUUGUUUAUGGAAGAAGAAAGAGCAUUUUGGAUGCUUGUUAUUUUAACAGAACGAAUUAUCCCUAAAGUUCAUCUGGCAAAUUUAGAAGGGGUUCAUACUGAUCAAGGGGUUUUAAUGUUAUGUGUAAAAGAGUAUAUACCACAAUUGUGGCAAGUUUUAGGAAAGAAUUUUGAUGGUGAAACUCUUUCUGAAGAUAAAAUUUUAUCAAGAUUACCUCCAGUCACAUUAGUCACUUCUUCUUGGUUCAUGUCAUUAUUUGUUGGGAUUCUACCUAUUGAAACUACUUUAAGAUUAUGGGAUAUACUUUGGUAUGAAGGUUCGAAAACCAUUUUUAGAUUUUCGUUAACCAUAUUUAAAAUGUGUCUGGAUUCACCAGAAUUUAAUAUAAAACAAAAUCGUCGUAGGGAUGGAGGUGAAUCGGAACAAAUUGAAUUAUUCCAAUUUAUGCAGAAUUUCCCCAAGAAGAUUCUUGAUGCAAAUUUAUUAAUUGAUUUUUGUUUUAAGAAAAUUGGUGGUUAUGGGUUUGGUUCAUUAUCGCAAGAUGAAAUCAACAAAUGCAGAGCAUUUGUAUCUAAGCAAAGAGAAAAAAUGAAUAAAAAGCUGAAUCAAAAAGGGUUAACCGAUAUGACUGAUGAGGAAAGAAACACCUUAUUGAAGUCUUCUACAGGAUUUGAGACUUCUGAUAUUCAUGAUGUGUAUGGAUUUAAUCGUUCAAUCAUGAGUGGCAUGGUCUGGAAUAAAAAUAUAAGUAAUAAAAUGAAGAAAAAGUUUGUGGUGGGGAAACGUAACAGCUCCCGAUGA
Candida dubliniensis CD36 is the source of this 1788-nucleotide messenger RNA. Its product is annotated as Rab GTPase-activating protein. Lineage: Eukaryota; Fungi; Ascomycota; Pichiomycetes; Serinales; Debaryomycetaceae. The record is from RefSeq and is a predicted model, not a curated record. The transcript has a single exon. The coding region runs from base 1 to 1788 and encodes 595 amino acids.